AUGAUCCCUCCUCCAUCUAUGGCGAACUAUAGCCAUGCAGGGGACCACACCAUCUUGCAGAAUGUCUCUCCUCUCGCCACCUUCCUAAAACUGACCUCCCUGGGCUUCAUCAUCGGCGUCGGCGUGGUCGGGAACCUCCUGAUCUCCAUCCUGCUGGUCAAAGACAAGAGCCUGCACCGAGCGCCUUACUACUUCCUGCUGGACCUUUGCGCCUCGGACAUCCUGCGCUCGGCCAUCUGCUUCCCGUUUGUCUUCACCUCGGUCAAGAAUGGCUCGGCGUGGAGUUACGGCACGCUGACCUGCAAGGUGAUCGCCUUCCUGGGCGUGCUGUCUUGUUUCCACACGGCGUUCAUGCUCUUCUGUGUCAGCGUCACGCGCUACCUUGCCAUCGCGCACCACCGCUUCUACACAAAGAGGUUGACCUUCUGGACCUGCCUGGCCGUCAUCUGCAUGGUGUGGACGUUAUCGGUCGCCAUGGCCUUCCCGCCGGUUCUCGACGUGGGAACGUACUCGUUCAUCACCGAGGAGGACCAGUGCACCUUCCAGCACCGCUCGUUCCGCGCCAACGACUCGCUGGGGUUCAUGCUCCUCUUGGCGCUUAUCCUGCUAGCAACGCAGCUGGUUUACCUCAAGCUCAUCUUCUUCGUCCACGACCGGCGAAAAAUGAAGCCCGUCCAGUUCGUGCCCGCCGUCAGCCAGAACUGGACCUUCCACGGGCCCGGCGCCAGCGGGCAGGCGGCCGCCAACUGGUUAGCCGGAUUCGGUCGGGGCCCCACCCCGCCGACCCUGCUGGGGAUCCGGCAGAACGGCAACGCGGCCGGUCGCCGCCGGCUCCUGGUCUUGGACGAGUUCAAAACGGAGAAGAGGAUUAGUAGGAUGUUCUACAUCAUGACCUUUUUCUUCUUGGCGCUCUGGGGGCCUUAUCUGGUGGCCUGCUACUGGCGGGUGUUCGCCAGGGGUCCCGUGGUGCCGGCGGGCUACCUGACGGCCGCCGUGUGGAUGAGCUUUGCCCAGGCGGGGGUCAACCCGUUCAUCUGUAUCUUCUCCAACAGGGAGCUGCGGCGCUGCUUCAGCACCACGCUCCUCUACUGCCGAAAAUCCAGGUUACCGAGGGAACCCUACUGCGUUAUAUGA
Molecule: messenger RNA, 1134 nt
Organism: Nerophis lumbriciformis (worm pipefish)
Lineage: Eukaryota; Metazoa; Chordata; Actinopteri; Syngnathiformes; Syngnathidae
Source: RefSeq, a predicted model, not a curated record